Messenger RNA from Pantherophis guttatus, 6062 nucleotides. The record is from RefSeq and is a predicted model, not a curated record. Lineage: Eukaryota; Metazoa; Chordata; Lepidosauria; Squamata; Colubridae.
CAGCCUCCUGACUCUCAGCUGAUUUGCUCUCAUCUGUUUUAGGUAGGCAGGGCUCUGUUGCUAGCUGCAGAGUGCUGGAGCAGAUUUUUUUCCCCCUAGCUAUGCUGAAAAAACAAAACUGAAAGUAAAGCAGGAUGUUUGCUGCAAGGUGACAAAAUGAGGCAGAGAGAGAUUUCUUUUUCUUUUUCCUCACCAAAAAAGAUGGCGGUCAGGCAAGAUCUGUGCCUAGAAAGCCAUCAACACUGCAUUGCUAGAAAGGCUGGGAGGACAGGAGAGGCGCAGAGGAACUUCCUCUUCCGGAUGACUGAUGGGAGGAAAGUGGAGUGCAGAGCGGCUUUUGUGCUCUUCCCAGGGUCGGAGCAGCAGCUGGAGACAAAGAAGAUGGCAAUGAGCACUCUGGACAACUGAGGAUAACAAACAACUUUGAAUAGCAAAACAAGUCAGUCCAGAAAUCAAAAUAUUUUCCAUUUCCUUCAGAGAGUCCCCCAGCAGGUGAGAGAGAAAUGAGAGAAAAUCAAGAAGAGAUUUCUAACUGGAAAAAUAGAGUGUGAAAUUAAAGCAUACAUUGCAUGAAAAGUCAAGGGAGAUUGUUUUUCCAUUCAGGAAAAGAGGGAAAUAUCUGGAAGUAACUGGGGAGGAAGCCACGUAGAGCAGACAGUGUUGAAGGCCUCGCUCUGGGAGGAAGAAAAUCACCAAUAAAUCAAAGCAGCACUAAAGGGAUUAUCCAUAUUUUUGACUACCUCAAGAAUAUUAGUUGUGGAAAAGCUCCAUAGACGUUUCUGUUCUGGGAAAGAUAGAACUUGCAAAUCACAGCUGAUUAUGCCAGAGGGGAUCCAGACUGGAGAAAAACCAUACAAAUACUCUGAAUGUGGCAAAAGCUUUGGUCAGAACAACUUCAUUUUCCUUCAUGGAAGGCCCCACACAAGAGAGAAGCCCUACAAAUGUUCCCAAUGCGGUAAAUGCUUUAGCAAGCAUGGCAACGUGGACUCACAUCAAGGAGAAACUGUUUGAAUGUCCUAAUUGUGAGAAAUGUUUCAGUAACAAUUACAACCUGGUGACACACCAGAGGACUCACACAGGAGAGAAACCAUUUGAAUGUCCUGAUUGUGGGAAAUGUUUCAGUCAAAAUUCCAACCUCAUUGGCCACCAGAGGACUCACACAGGAGAGAAACCAUUUGAAUGUCCUGAUUGUGGGAAAAGUUUCAGUCAAAAUUCCAACCUCAUUGGCCACCAGAGGAUUCACACAGGAGAGAAACCCUUUGAAUGUCCUGAUUGUGGGAAAUGUUUCAGUCAGAAUUCCAGCCUGGUUAAACACCAGAGGAUUCACACAGGAGUGAAACCCUUUGAAUGUCCUGAUUGUGGGAAAUGUUUCAGUGAUAAUUCCAGCCUGGUUAAACACCAGAGAACUCACACAGGAGAGAAACCAUUUGAAUGUCCUGAUUGUGGGAAAUGUUUCGUUCAGAAUUCCAGCUUGGUUCAACACCAGAGGAUUCACACAGGAGAGAAACCCUUUGAAUGUCCUGACUGUGGGAAAAGUUUCAGUCAAAAUUCCAACCUCAUUGGCCACCAGAGGAUUCACACAGGAGAGAAACCCUUUGAAUGUCCUGACUGUGGGAAAAGUUUCAGUCAAAAUUGCAACCUCAUUGGCCACCAGAGGAUUCACACAGGAGUGAAACCCUUUGAAUGUCCUGAUUGUGGGAAACGUUUCAGUCAGAAUUGCAUCCUGGUUAAACACCAGAGGAUUCACACAGGAGAGAAACCCUUUGAAUGUCCUGAUUGCAGGAAAAGUUUCAGUCGGAAUUCCAGCCUGGUUAAACACCAGAGGAUUCACACAGGAGUGAAACCCUUUGAAUGUCCUGACUGUGGGAAAAGUUUCAGUCGGAAUUCCAACCUCAUUGGCCACCAGAGGAUUCACACAGGAGAGAAACCCUUUGAAUGUCCUGACUGUGGGAAAAGUUUCAGUCAAUAUUCCAACCUUAUUGGCCACCAGAGGAUUCACACAGGAGUGAAACCCUUUGAAUGUCCUGAUUGUGGGAAAAGUUUCAGUCAGAAUUCCAGCCUGGUUAAACACCAGAGGAUUCACACAGGAGUGAAACCCUUUGAAUGUCCUGAUUGUGGGAAAUGUUUCAGUGAUGAUUCCAGCUUGGUUCAACACCAGAGGACUCACACAGGAGAGAAACCUUUUGAAUGUCCUGACUGUGGGAAAAGUUUCAGUCGGAAUUCCACCCUCAUUGGCCACCAGAGGAUUCACACAGGAGAGAAACCCUUUGAAUGUCCUGACUGUGGGAAAUGUUUCAGUCAGAAUUCCAGCCUGGUUCAACACCAAAGGAUUCACACAGGAGUGAAACCCUUUGAAUGUCCUGAUUGUGGGAAAAGUUUCCGUCAGAUUUCCAGCCUCGUUAAACACCAGAGGAUUCAUACAGGAGAGAAACCCUUUGAAUGUCCUGAUUGUGGGAAAUGUUUCAGUGAUAAUUCCAGCUGGAUUAGACACCAGAGAACUCACACAGGAGAGAAACCCUUUGAAUGUCCUGAUUGUGGGAAAUGUUUCAGUGAUAAUUCCAGCUGGGUUAGACACCAGAGGAUUCACACAGGAGAGAAACCAUUUGAAUGUCCUGAUUGUGGGAAAUCUUUCAGUGAAAAUUCUAGCUUGGUUAGACACCGGAGAACUCACACAGGAGAGAAACCAUAUGAGUGUCCAGACUGUGGGAAAGAUUUCAACAGAAAUUCCAGCCUGGUUAAACACCAGAGGAUUCACACAGGAGAGAAACCCUUUGAAUGUCCUGAUUGUGGGAAAUGUUUCAGUCAGAAUUCCAGCCUGGUUCAGCACCAGAGGAUUCACACAGGAGUGAAACCCUUUGAAUGUCCUGAUUGUGGGAAAAGUUUCAGUAAGAAUUCCAACCUCAUUGGCCACCAGAGGAGUCACACAGGAGACAAACCCUUUGAAUGUCCUGACUGUGGGAAAAGUUUCAGUUGGAAUUCCAACCUCCUUGACCACCAGAGGACUCACACAGGAGAGAAACCCUUUGAAUGUCCUGACUGUGGGAAAAGUUUCAGUCAGAAUUCCAGCCUGGUUAAACACCAGAGGACUCACACAGGAGAGAAACCCUUUGAAUGUCCUGACUGUGGGAAAAGUUUCAGUCAGAAUUCCAGCUGGGUUAGACACCAGAGGAUUCACACAGGAGAGAAACCCUUUGAAUGUCCUGACUGUGUGAAAAGUUUCAGUCAGAAUUCCAGCCUGGUUAAACACCAGAGGAUUCACACAGGAGGGAAACCCUUUGAAUGUCCUGACUGUGGGAAAAGUUUCAGUCAGAAUUCCAAACUCAUUGGCCACCAGAAGACUCACCCAGGAGAGAAACCCUUUGAAUGUCCUGAUUGUGGGAAACGUUUCAGUCGGAAUUCCAAACUCAUUGGCCACCAGAGGACUCACACAGGAGUGAAACCCUUUGAAUGUCCUGAUUGUGGGAAAAGUUUCAGUCAGAAUUCCAGCCUGGUUAAACACCAGAGGAUUCACACAGGAGUGAAACCCUUUGAAUGUCCUGAUUGUGGGAAAUGUUUCAGUCGGAAUUCCAGCCUGGUUAAACACCAGAGGAUUCACACAGGAGUGAAACCCUUUGAAUGUCCUGAUUGUGGGAAAUGUUUCAGUGAUAAUUCCAGCUUGGUUCAACACCAGAGGACUCACACAGGAGAGAAACCCUUUGAAUGUCCUGACUGUGGGAAAAGUUUCAGUCAGAAUUCCACCCUCAUUGGCCACCAGAGGAUUCACACAGGAGAGAAACCAUUUGAAUGUCCUGAUUGUGGGAAAUGUUUCAGUGAUAAUUCCAGCUUGGUUCAACACCAGAGGACUCACACAGGAGAGAAACCCUUUGAAUGUCCUGACUGUGGGAAAAGUUUCAGUCAGAAUUCCCACCUCAUUGGCCACCAGAGGAUUCACACAGGAGAGAAACCCUUUGAAUGUCCUGACUGUGGGAAAUGUUUCAGUCAUAAUUUCAGCCUGGUUAAACACCAGAGGAUUCACACAGGAGUGAAACCCUUUGAAUGUCCUGAUUGUGGGAAAAGUUUCCGUCAGAUUUCCAGCCUGGUUAAACACCAGAGGACUCAUACAGGAGAGAAACCCUUUGAAUGUCCUGAUUGUGGGAAAUGUUUCAGUGAUAAUUCCAGCUGGGUUAGACACCAGAGGACUCAUACAGGAGAGAAACCAUUUGAAUGUCCUGAUUGUAGGAAAUGUUUCAGUGAUAAUUCCAGCCUGGUUAAACACCAGAGGACUCAUACAGGAGAGAAACCAUUUGAAUGUCCUGAUUGUGGGAAAUGUUUCAGUGAAUAUUCUAACUUGGUUAGACACCAGAGAACUCACACAGGAGAGAAACCAUAUGAGUGUCCAGACUGUGGGAAAAGUUUCAGUCAGAAUUCCAGCCUGGUUCAACACCAGAGGACUCAUACAGGAGAGAAACCCUUUCAAUGUCCUGACUGUGGGAAAAGUUUCAGUCAUCAUUCCAGCCUGGGUAAACACCAGAGGACUCACACAGGAGGGAAACUUUCCAGACUGUAGGAAAGAUCUCAGUACUAGGGUUAAUAUUAUGAAUCACAUUCUUAUACACAAAGGGGAGAAACCGUUUUAGUGUUCCUCUCCCCCCCUCUCUCUCUCUCACACACACACACACACCUCACUGAGAGCAACCUGAUUACUUCCUGGCAGUCAAUGGGGAAGAAGAGAGGUAAAAAAAAAAAGAGCAUAAAGUAAGGGAAUAUUGUGGCCAAAACAUGCCUCAUCUAAAGCAACCAAUCACUUUGAAGAUUCAACAUAUAUUAAGCAUUCAAACAAUCACUGUGCACAAUGGAUUCCAGCAAAGCAUUGGCAGCUUUCUGAGCAGCCCCGACCUAAAGCAGAACCGCAGGUUAUAUAUACCGUUGGCCCACUACAUUAGAAAGAUGUAGAAACAGGCAAGCACCCUAUAGAGUACAGCAUGACGUUGGAAUAUUUUUGAUAAUCUCAUUAUUUCUCCCUGCCUACAAGGUCAGCAGGGCAACUAUGCGCUCUGUGAGAUACGGUCAGGGAAUAUAAACAUUUCGACCAGUGGUGGGUUGCUACCGGUUUGCCCCAGAUCAGGCAAGGUGGUAGAGCGAGAGGCUCCACUCACCCGGACGUCUCUGCGCAUGCAUAGAAGCAGCCUGCGUGCGCACAAGCGAACCGUUAGUGAACAGAAUUGAAACCCACUACUGAUUUUGACCCACUGGUCCAGAAAUUCCAGUCUGAUUCUUCCCCCUGUGCCCAUGCAGGCCCAGUUCAGCUUGUUGUCAAUGUUUACUUACAACAAGACUUUAAGCUCUCUACAACUAUUGGGGUGCAGGAGCAUCUCUAGAGGUUUCCUAGUGAAUGUAACUCAGUGGUCUGUAUGGAUAAUCACUGGGGACUUUCCAUGACUGAGUGGAGAACACAAACUCUACCUCCCUGCUCUUAACCCAGCACAAUAUCCACCCUAUCCAAUGCCCUCCCUUUGCUCAGACUGAAGUAAAUGGCCUUGGGAGCAGUGGUGGGUUGCUCCCGGUUUGGUCCGGUUCCUGCGAACCGGUAGUAAAAGCGGCGGGAGGCUCCGCCCAUUGUCAUGAUGGACAAUCUGUGUCUGCACAGAAGCUUUUGCUGCACAGAAGCACGUGCAUGCUCCCAUUGCAAACCGGUAGUAAAGGUAACUAGAACCCACCCCUCCUUGGGAAAUAUGCAAACUCCAUUACUAAAGAGGUGAAGGGGAAACAUCUCCCAAGUCCGCAGCACAUGGAUCCUAUUUAGAAGAGACUCAGACAGACUCCUCCCUAAUUCACAGGAGUAUAAGAAGGGGGGAGAAGGUACAAAGAAGAUACUUUACAUGUGUUUUCACCCAAAAAGGAAACAUGACACAACUUAUCAAAAACAGAAUCAUAAGUGCCAGAUUAGGAAUGCAAAUUAAAAUAUGGAAAAAUAAGGUAAGAGAACCCCUGCUGGCUCUAGACAAAUGCAAAUCACUGGGUCGGGACGGACUGCAGCCAGAAUUUUACUGGAACUAAUAAAUGUGAUUUCAGAACCAUUGUAA